Schistocerca americana (American grasshopper) is the source of this 681-nucleotide messenger RNA. RefSeq names its product SCAN domain-containing protein 3-like. The transcript is spliced from 4 exons. The record is from RefSeq and is a predicted model, not a curated record. NCBI's taxonomy places the organism in Eukaryota, Metazoa, Arthropoda, Insecta, Orthoptera, Acrididae. Bases 1 to 681 code for a protein of 226 amino acids.
AUGCAUACAACCUACUGCCUAGGACUAAUCUGGCACUUAAAUGAACCCCCAAAAGGCAGGUGUGGGAUGAAAACAAAAUAUCGUGUAUGGAACGUUGACAAAACAGGCCUUAGUGUAGUUCAGACUAAGAUACCACAAGUAAUUGCAAGCAGAGGUAAACGCCAAAUUUGUUCUCUGACUGCUGCAGAGUGUGGGUCUCUAGUAAUGGUCAUCUGUUUGCUGAGUGCAGGAGCUGGUGUGCUAAGUGAAGGCAAUUCCAAUCGUUCAGCUCCAGAUAUAAUAAACCUCUUCCAUAACAGUUGUGAUGAUAAAAUUUAUUACAGGUUAGUGACAGAUCCAUUUCACAUUGACGUGGAUGUGUUGCCAGACAGACUACAAGAGGAAGUCUUAGAAAUUAAAAAUGAUUCCGCAGCGAAGUAUGACUUUAAUAAGAUGGAUAAGCCUUUAUUUUGGGUGAAAUAUCUCACGGUGUAUCCCAGCACAGCAGAACAAGCACUGAAACUGUAUUUACCAUUUUCAAGCACUUAUUUGUGCGAAAGAGCAUUUUCAGAGAUAGUGGCGAUAAAAAAUAAGCUUAGAAGCAAACUCAGUAUUGCCAAUGAUUUACGUUGCGCAGUUUCUGCUAUUCAGCCAAGAAUUCAAAAUCUUGUCAAAAAUUUGCAAGCUCAUCCUUCACAUUGA